UUAACACACAUUUUUCACAUCAAAAUCUCCUCUUUUACAUAAUUCUUCAUCUUUUUGCUUCAAUCAUGGCCGGAGGAAAGAAGACAAAAGCUUCGAAGAAGAAGGUCACCACCGAGGCUACGAGCUCUGCGCCUCAACCUUUCUCGUACCUGGACGGAUCCUUCUUGGAGUUUGGGUCAGAGGAAGAACUCACACGCUUCCUCACUCACUUCGCCAAGCGCCCGAUCUCUCCGCCCCGCAUGCUCCCGGAGUUGUUUCCCCAAGACAAAGGGUACCACGACCUCGACAACCAGCUCCAAGCGUUGGGUUUGUGGCUAUUCGUCUCCAAGAGCCGCUCGAGCUUCAAUCCCGCCUUCGUCCGGGCCUUCUACUCCAAUCUCCACCGUGACGGGGACACCAUACGCAGUAGCAUCAAUCUCUACGACAUAGAGAUUGAUUUGCCUACCUUUGCUCGGGUCGCAGGGCUGCCUAUCCGCAGUGACGACAUCGCAACUUAUGGUGGCGAGGAUUGGAUCCUCAACAACGAGGCGGUCGUGAUUCGUGAACUUGGGAUCACCAACUUGAUCCGCCACAGCGGCGCGCUGACGAUCCACUCGACCCCACCGGACAAGCGCCUCCUCCUCUACAUCAUCACCAGAAUUCUCCGCCCCCGGGACAGCAGCCAUACCUCGCUCUUCAACGUGGACUUGAAGGCGAUUCACGCCAUCAUCCACGGCGCCUCCAUCAAUUGGGCGAAAUUCGUGAUGAUCCACAUGGAGGAUUGCGCCUCCAUCGCCACUGAGCGGAGAUUGUCAUACGCCUUCCUCGUCAUGGACCUCAUCAUCUCCGCCGACAUCUCUAUCGCCGGCCCGGAUACGAAGAUGACGAAGAUUUGGAUCAUUCAAGACAGCACCUUCCAGAAGAAGUCCGGAGACAGGGACGGCGCAGGCCCAAGUCAUGCACCAGCCCACGCUCCCGCCAAGGCCUCUUUGCAAUCCAUAGCCGAUACUAUGAAUCGGCUAACCCUCACAGUGGAUGGCAUGGGGCAGUCAAUCGAGCGGAUGGACUUGACGUUGCAACGCCAACACCACGACAUGAUGGCAUACUUCUGUGGCGUCAACUACGUUCCGCCACCUUUCGACAGCACCAUUCUCGGCCAAAACUUUGAAGGCAAGGAUGAGGACGACAACUCCUACGCUCCGUCCUCCUCCCCCGACGAGGCCGACUUUGAAGAUGCGGUCGACAGCGAUCCCAUGGACGUCGAGGACGAUGAGGAUGCCGACGAGGACGCCGAUGCCUAGACUCUUCUUUUCUCUUCUUACUAUGAUUGUAUUUGCAUUCCGUUGUAUUCCGCAUUUCCCUUUUUAAUGAAUAAAAGUUUACUUUUAAAAUUCUAAAGUUUACUUUUAAUUCUUUUUGUAAAUGUCAAAAGGGGGAAGAUAUUAAGGUUAUGCAUAAAUUGAGGGGGAAUUU
Messenger RNA from Cuscuta campestris, 1452 nucleotides. Lineage: Eukaryota; Viridiplantae; Streptophyta; Magnoliopsida; Solanales; Convolvulaceae. The record is from the annotation of a GenBank genome assembly.